GGACGAGGAGAGCCCUGCAACACCUCUCCCGAGCCCGGCGAGGUCUCUGGGCUCCUGGAGCGAGAGAGGGGGCAUCUCACUACGUUGCGUAGGCUAAUCUCGACCUCCUGGAUUCACAUGAUCCUCCCGCCUCAGCCUCCCCAAAGUGCUGAGAUUGCAGGUGUGAGCCGCCACACCCGGCCCUGAUAAAACUCAUCAGUGCUUUGAAACAAGCAGCUCUGAACCAAAGGAAUCAUUUGAUUCAAGUAACCAUUGGAUCUUCCCAAGGCAAUGGUGAAAGAAAAGAAAAAAGCAGACAAAAGAGGGGAGAAGUCGGCCCCCUCUCCCUCAUCUCUCUCUGAUAAUCUAGACUUUUCCAAACAAGAUGGCAACACCACUAGGCAAGAGAUGUCCCCAGCUGGCGUCCCAUUGCUGGGAAUGCAGCUUAACGAAGCGAAACCCAAAAAAGACCCCCGAAAUGUUCAGCAGAAUGAAGAUGCCACCCAAUACGAAGAGUCCAUUCUGACCAAACUCAUCGUGGAGAGCUAUGAAGGGGAGAAAGUUCGUGGGCUGUACGAGGGAAAAGGCUUCGCAGUCUUUCAAGGCGGUUGUACCUAUCGUGGUAUGUUUUCAGAAGGACUCAUGCAUGGACAAGGGACUUAUAUUUGGGCCGAUGGAUUAAAAUACGAGGGCGACUUUGUGAAGAAUGUCCCGAUGAACCACGGCGUGUACACGUGGCCGGACGGCAGCAUGUACGAAGGGGAAGUGGUCAACGGCAUGAGGAACGGGUUCGGGAUGUUCAAGUGCAGCACCCAGCCCGUGUCCUACAUCGGCCACUGGUGCAAUGGCAGGCGGCACGGGAAGGGCUCCAUUUAUUACAAUCAAGAGGGUACGUGUUGGUAUGAGGGAGACUGGGUGCAAAACAUCAAAAAGGGCUGGGGAAUAAGAUGUUAUAAAUCUGGAAAUAUAUACGAAGGCCAGUGGGAAGACAACAUGCGCCACGGGGAGGGGAGGAUGAGGUGGCUGACCGCCAAUGAAGAGUACACCGGGCGGUGGGAAAGGGGCCUCCAGAAUGGCUUUGGAACACACACGUGGUUUCUAAAGAGAAUCCCCAGUUCCCAGUAUCCCUUGAGAAAUGAAUACAUAGGGGAGUUUGUAAACGGACAUCGUCACGGACGUGGCAAGUUUUAUUAUGCCAGUGGAGCCGUGUACGACGGAGAAUGGGUUUCCAAUAAGAAACAUGGCACAGGCCGAUUAACUUUCAAGAACGGGCGUGUGUACGAAGGCGCAUUCUCCAAUGACCACAUAGCCGGGUUUCCAGAUCUUGAAGUUGAAUUCAUCAGCUGCCUGGACCUGUCUCCAGGAGUUGCCCAAAGAUUGUCCAGAAGUGCCGAACUGAUCAGAAAGCUUGAUGGCAGUGAAAGUCAUUCUGUGUUGGGGUCGAGCAUUGAGCUGGAUUUAAAUUUGCUCCUAGACAUGUACCCUGAGGCAGCCCGACCUGAAGAAAAGAAGCAGGUAGAAUAUGCUGUGUUAAGAAAUAUUACAGAAUUAAGAAGAAUCUACAGCUUUUAUAGCAGCCUGGGAUGCGACCACUCUCUGGAUAAUACCUUUCUGAUGACAAAGCUUCACUUCUGGAGAUUUCUAAAAGAUUGCAAAUUUCAUCACCACAGACUAACUCUUGCUGAUAUGGACAGGAUAUUAAGUGCCACUAAUGACAUACCAGUUGAAGAAAUCCAUUCUCCAUUUACAACAAUACUUCUGAGAACAUUUUUGAAUUACCUCCUGCGUUUGGCGUACCACAUUUAUCACGAAGAAUUCCAAAAGAGAAGCCCAUCGCUCUUCUUGUGUUUUACAAAACUGAUGACCGAGAACAUUCAUCCAAAUGCCUGCCAGAUAAAAGGCAAUUUAUUCUGUGAGCAACAGCGGACGCUCUACUCUAUGAAUUACAUGAAUAAGUGCUGGGAGAUCUAUCUAGCUUACUGCAGACCCCGCGCAGCGCCUCCCCACGAGCCUACAAUGAAGAUGAGACACUUCCUCUGGAUGCUGAAAGACUUUAAAAUGAUAAAUAAAGAAUUAACAGCAGCUAUAUUUAUGGAAGUCAUAGCAGAGGAUAAUCCUUUCAUAUAUGAUGGAGUUGACAGCAACUUUGAACCUGAGCUGGUUUUCCUGGAAUUCUUUGAAGCUCUCUUAAGCUUUGCGUUCAUCUGUGUUACUGACCAAAUGACUAAAUCCUGUGCAAAUGUUCCAACUGAUGAUGUGUCUGGAAAUAAACAUGAAACUAUUUAUACAAUACUCAAUCAGGAUGCCCAGAACAAGAGUCCCAGUGCGGUCAUGAGCCACGAAUCAGAUGCUGCUCACUCUGACAGUGCCAGGUCAUCUUCCAGCAAGUUAGAGCUCUGGCCUGAUAUUAACAAAAUAAGGAAAUCAGAGCCCAAGAUCAAGAAGUCUCUAAGUGAUGAAAGAGUCUCCAAAGUGAAUUUUCAAUCUACUGGAAAAGGGGUCACCUUUUUUUCAUCUGAGAGUGAGAAAUACGAGAGACCCAAGGAUGAUCAAAAGGAAGAGUUCAACACGUGGGUCAAUAAUAUGUACGUCUUCUUUGUGAACACGCUCUUUCACGCGUAUAAACGUGAAGAAGCUAUCAAGGAGAAAAUAAGGGAAGACAGGUUACGCAGCACAGCACGGGCCCAGCGGCGGAAGAUGGAAGAUGACGAACUGGAAGCAAGGCUGAAUAUCUUUAUCUUGAGAGAGGAAGAAGCCAAGAGACAAGACUAUGAGGUGGACAUCACGGUGAUCAAGGAGCCGGUGGACGUGUCAUCCUCUUAUCUCAUAUUGGACCCUCCCAAGGAGGACGUGACCGUGUCCCCGUCCAGCAAGACCAUCACCAGCAAGAAGAAGAAGAAGUAGUGAGCCCCGAGGACACACACAGAGGCUUAGGACAGCACGUGCAGUAAGAUUUCCUGAGCGUUACAGUGCUCAGCAUUGCACUCAUUGCAGUGUUUUAAAAUACCGCCUGGCCCACUGCAUCUCAGGUUUCCUACAUGGCUGGAUUAUGGGAGUUCGAGACCAGCCUGGGCAACAUAGUGAGACCCUAUCUCUGCAAUAUUAAAAAAUUAGCCGAGCAUG
This is a messenger RNA of Rhinopithecus roxellana (golden snub-nosed monkey), 3102 nucleotides long. RefSeq names its product radial spoke head 10 homolog B. The transcript is spliced from 21 exons. Bases 271 to 2883 code for a protein of 870 amino acids. The record is from RefSeq and is a predicted model, not a curated record. NCBI's taxonomy places the organism in Eukaryota, Metazoa, Chordata, Mammalia, Primates, Cercopithecidae.